UACUUUCGCUGUAAAAAUGAAUAUGAAAGAAAAAGUAGCAAUCAGUCUUCUAAUGGAGAGUACAGCCAACACCAGUACAAGUACAGAGGACUCAAGUACCAAUGAUAUAGACUGGAACAAUACUAGUCUUUCAGCCAGUAAUAUAUCUUCAAGCAGUGAAGAAAACGAUAAUUAUUUAUUGAUAUUUCCUCUAAUGAAAUAUUUAUUGAGUGGACAUAAGAGAAAUCGAGUUGAACAUUAUCUUAAUAUUGUGGAUAGCUGGACAGACUUGGAAUUUAAGGAGCACUUACGAAUCCAGCGUAUCACAGCAAUUCGAUUAAUAGUGGAUCUAUACCUUCACAUUCGUUUGGAGUGAAACCAAUUGUAGCAAAACUCAGUUUUGUUAUAUUUUUGUGGCACUUGGCGAAUACAGA
Temnothorax curvispinosus is the source of this 413-nucleotide messenger RNA. RefSeq lists its product as uncharacterized. The coding region runs from base 17 to 355 and encodes 112 amino acids. The transcript has 3 exons. NCBI's taxonomy places the organism in Eukaryota, Metazoa, Arthropoda, Insecta, Hymenoptera, Formicidae. The record is from RefSeq and is a predicted model, not a curated record.